Messenger RNA from Verruconis gallopava, 1635 nucleotides. RefSeq lists its product as uncharacterized. The coding region runs from base 1 to 1635 and encodes 544 amino acids. The record is from RefSeq and is a predicted model, not a curated record. Gene Ontology annotation, cellular component: membrane. The transcript has 2 exons. Gene Ontology annotation, molecular function: transmembrane transporter activity. Lineage: Eukaryota; Fungi; Ascomycota; Dothideomycetes; Venturiales; Sympoventuriaceae. Gene Ontology annotation, biological process: transmembrane transport.
AUGCCCUCUGCCGCCCCUGCUGGGGGAUAUGAACGCGUCGCUUCUGGCGAAGAUGCAGAAUCAGCGGCAUCGAGCUCCGCAAAGAACGCGUCAGAUCGAAUUGGAGACUGCCGGGAACAUGACUACAGCAAGGGAACAACAGCAACAACUCACCACGAAAACGACGACAGCGGCGCUGGACUUCCACCUGACCAAGGAGAGCAAAGUUUUUCUCCCGUAGAUGAGCUGCAGGUGUUGAGGAAGCUCGACAAGCGCGUGGUUCUGUUCGUGGCCUUCCUGUACUUGCUAAGUUUUUUGGAUAGAAGCAAUAUUGGGAACGCUCGCAUCGCGGGAAUGGAAAAGGAUCUGAAUUUAUCGGGCAGGCAGUACGACAUGCUACUGACCGCCUUCUACAUCACGUACAUUCUGUUUGAGUGGAUGGCGUUGCUGUUUCGGCUCAUCAGGCCGCAUAUAUACUUAGCAUCCUGUGUUAUGGCCUGGGGACUACUGGCUUCUUUGCAGUCCAUCAGCAGCUCUUAUCCCUUCCUCCUGGUCCUCAGAGGUCUUCUUGGCAUUUCUGAAGCUGCGUUCGCCGGCGUGCCGUUUUAUCUCUCCUUCUUCUUCCGAAACGAUGAAAUGGCCGCCAGGGUUGGGAUCUUUAUAUCUGCAGCUCCUCUGGCAACCGCAUUUGCGUCGAGCCUUGCCUGGUUGAUCACGUGGUUCGGCGAGAAGACACGUGUUUGGGCGCCUUGGAGACUCCUCCUUCUGGUUGAAGGAUUUCCCAGCAUUGUUGUGGCGUUCUGGGUGUGGAAUUCCUUGCCUGAUAGCAUCGAAGAAGCUAGAUUCCUGACCAAAAGAGAGAAAGAAGUCGCAACUGCAAGGAUCGAAGACGAAAAAAGCUCGACCACAAAUAUGGACGAGAAGUUGGCGCAAAACAAAGGUUCCAGGCUCAAGGCUCGCGAGAUAUUCGAAGCCUUAACUGAUGCCAAGUGUUACUUGACAGCAGUCAUGUUUUUCAGCAUCAAUGUUGCCUUUAGCUCCAUGCCGGUCUUCCUGCCUACAAUUAUAAAAGAGAUGGGCUGGUCUUCAAUCAUGUCACAGGCGUUAUCCGCACCCCCAUAUCUUGUUGCCUUUGUUGUAGUGCUGUACUCAGCACAUGCGAGUGACAAGGCAAAGGUUCGCUCACCAUUCAUAAUGUUCAACGCCUCUAUUGCCUGUCUAGGCUAUCUACUAAUAUUUUUGGCUGGUCUACUCGGACUCCCAAGCUGGGUUCGCUAUCUGGGCGUAUAUCCUGCGACCGCUGGGUUUUUCGCAUGUGUCACGCUCAUCAUCACGUGGACCCUGAAUAUCCAAGAGAGCGAUUCCAAGAAAGGAACUGGUGUAGCUAUGUUACAAUACUUUGGUCAAAUGGGUCCUUUGCUAGGGACGAGGCUCUAUCCCAAGGAUGAAGGACCACUGUAUCUCAAGGGAAUGGCGGUUUGUGCCGGCUUCAUGGCGCUUGUUGGAAUCCUUGCCUUGUGCCUAAGGUGGAAGCUCCAAAAUGCGAAUCUUCAGCUUAGAAGCAAUGAACCGAAUGAAGAUGGCGAGGAGGACGUAGAAUUGCUUGCUAAUGGUCAGGAAAGGCGACCAACGAAGACCUUCACGUACUUAAUAUAA